Molecule: messenger RNA, 1601 nt
Organism: Galleria mellonella (greater wax moth)
Lineage: Eukaryota; Metazoa; Arthropoda; Insecta; Lepidoptera; Pyralidae
Gene: lic
Product: dual specificity mitogen-activated protein kinase kinase 6
Exons: 3
Coding region: 260-1264 (334 amino acids)
Biological process (GO): protein phosphorylation; stress-activated MAPK cascade
Molecular function (GO): ATP binding; MAP kinase kinase activity
Source: RefSeq, a predicted model, not a curated record
UUUUUUAAUCUGUGUUCUGUGGUUGUCGAAAUUUGAUAGACUCUGAUAGACUCUUAAAUACAUUUUUGGAGGAGAAUUGAUAAAAUAAUUAUACUUUAGUGAUGUAAACUUGUUAGAUCCCUAUUUUUCAUCUUAAGCUCAUUAGAAACAUUUAGCUUAUAUGUUCUGGACAAGUGUGCCUCGUCGUUGAGUGAUCUGAUCUUCGAAUAUCUUAGCUUUACCUUGCGGUUGCACAGCAGACUGAAAUCGCGCCGCUGCUAUGUCUGGGCGAAGAAAACCACCACCGCCGGGGUUCAACUUCGCCCCAAGAGAAGAGACACAAGACAUUGUACCACCUCGCAAUUUAGAAGAACGGACUACAAUAACAAUUGGUGAAAAUACAUUCACUGUACACGCUGAUGAUCUGGUGAAGAUAGGUGACUUGGGCCGUGGGGCGUAUGGAGUUGUAGACAAAAUGCAUCACAAACCUAGUGACACUAUUAUGGCAGUGAAGAGAAUCACUUUUAAUAAUCAAUCACUUGAAGUAAAACGCUUGUUAAUGGACUUGGAUAUAUCUAUGCGAGCCAGUGCUUGUCCCUAUACUGUCCAUUUCUAUGGAGCUAUGUUCAGAGAAGGUGAUGUUUGGAUUUGUAUGGAAGUCAUGGAUACUAGUCUUGAUAAAUUUUAUGUAAAAGUGUACAAAAACAAUAGAACCAUCCCAGAAAACAUACUGGGAAAAAUAACAUUUUCUGUAGUCAGUGCUCUCAAUUACCUCUAUUCUCAAUUGAAGGUAAUACACAGAGAUGUUAAACCAUCAAAUAUUCUGAUUAACAGACAGGGUGAAGUGAAGAUGUGUGACUUUGGAAUAUCUGGUUACCUUGUGAACUCAAUUGCACAAACUAUAGAUGCAGGUUGCAAACUUUACAUGGCCCCUGAGAGGAUCGAUCCAUAUGGCAAUCCCGCACAUUACGACAUCCGCAGUGACGUUUGGUCCCUCGGUAUAUCUCUGAUUGAGCUAGCAACAGGCAAAUUCCCUUAUCAGUCAUGGCCUACACCAUUUGAACACCUAAAACAAGUCGUCACCGACGACCCACCGAGACUGCCGCCCGGAAAGUUUUCGCCUGAGUUUGAAGACUUAAUCACUCAGUGCCUGCAAAAAGAUUAUCGCAAGAGGCCAAAUUAUAAUGCUCUUUUUUCACAUAAGUUUUGCGUCGAGCAUGGCAACAAGGAGACAGAUGUCGCCUCAUUUGUCCAAGAAAUAUUGAAUUUACCUGAUGAUUCCUAGUAAUAGGAAAAAAUGUGUUUAACUAAUACUAAAAUUAGUAGUAAGUAUUGUUAUUAACCUUUUAAUUUAUAAAUAUGUUAAUAUAGUGAAGUAUUGAGUUUAUAUAAUAUGUAGAUGAAAAUCUGAACGUUAGUUGUGUUAUACAAUAUCACUUGUCCAGAAUCAAUCUAUUAUUUGUUAUAAUGUAUAUAUUUUUAACUGUGAUGAGUAUAUGCAAUUAUGGAUAGAGAUGGCUUAAAAUUAAUAAUUUUGUAAUACAACAAUGUUGACUGGAAAAUAGGUAUAAUAAACAUCACAAACUAAUUGGUCUUAAUAAAAACAUUAUUUAACUUUAUAA